Sinocyclocheilus anshuiensis is the source of this 10808-nucleotide messenger RNA. Its product is annotated as golgin subfamily B member 1-like. Gene Ontology annotation, cellular component: cis-Golgi network; membrane; Golgi apparatus. The record is from RefSeq and is a predicted model, not a curated record. The transcript is spliced from 21 exons. NCBI's taxonomy places the organism in Eukaryota, Metazoa, Chordata, Actinopteri, Cypriniformes, Cyprinidae. The coding region runs from base 114 to 9740 and encodes 3208 amino acids.
AGCGCUGCGUUUCUGUUUCCGGGAUGUUUGGUGAUGUGGCUCUAAAAUCCUGGAGACGAAAUUGAUCAAAUAAACCACGCAGCUCUUCCCUGCGCCGAUUACUCAGGUCAGCCAUGUUUAGCCGGCUGACCCAAGGGGUGUCUUCUGUCCUCCAGGAGCUCUCGGGUGAGGAACGCUCCGAUGGAGACCUCCAGGAUGGUCCGGUGCCUCAGCCCCAGCCUGAUGCUGAAGCAUCCCUGGAGGGCUCGGGGACCUCAGAAGAGGUCCUGGAGAGGCUGGCCCAGACCGAACAGCUGGUGGUUCAGCUGAAGGAGCUGAUUCGAGAGAAGGACAGCCAGCUCGCCAGCACUGAAAAACAGCUCAAGGAAGAGAAAGAACAGGCAGAAGUCAAGUUUACAAAGCUUAAACUGCAGGCCAAAGCCAAGAUGGCUGCCCUGAACAAACGGCUCAAUGAGCUGAAAGGACAAGAAGCAUUGAACAGCAGUCAGAAUUCAGAGAGCUCCUUCCAAAUGGCUCCAGGAGUGGAGGAGGAACUCCAGCAGCUGAAAGAAAAGCUCAGCCAGGCAGAGUCCGCUAACAAGAACCUCCAACAUCAGCUCUGGGAGGCCGAACAGCGUGUGAGAGAGGAAGGUCAUGCAGAGCAGGUGCGAAUUCUGCAGGCUGUGGUGAAGGACAAAGAUGUGCGAUUUCAAGAACAAAUCCUCAAACAUGAGCAGGAACUCCUUAAUCUCACGCAGGUCUCAAAUGACCCUGACUUACAGCAGGCCCUUCGUGCAUCCCAGCAGCGCAUAGAGGAGUUGGAGGAGUCCUUGCGCUCUCGUUCAGAAGUCCUAGAAAUGUUGCAGCAGGAACUCAACAGUGCAGACCAGCAGAAACAGGUUCUGACUGCUCAGUUCAGGCAGAUGGAAUUGGAGUUGGCAGAAGCCCGGCGACUGAGAGAAGAGGAGAGGCAGCAGUGGGAAAUGAGUGCUGAGGAAGAACUCCAGGCUCUCAGAGCCAGACUAGAAGCUUCAGAGAGUGAGAGAGAACAGACAGUCAAUUCUGAGUUACUGGAAAAGACCGCAGAGAUGGAUGAAAUGAGAGCAAAACUUGAAUCUGCUGAAAGAGAGAAAGAAGAAACGCUGGAGAAAUUAAAAGAUAAAGAAAAUGCCAUUGAGGCUGAGCUGGCCAAAAUGAAAGUAUGUCUAGAAGCCAGAUUGGAGACAUCAGAGAGUGAGAGAGAGCAGACCAUCAGUACACUCAGCAUCAAUGUCACACAACUUAAUGCUGAAUUGCUGAAAAAGACCACAGAGUUGGAAGAGAUGAGAGCGAAGCUUGAAUCUGGGGAAAGAGAGAAGGAAGAAAUGCUGGAGAGAAUGAAAGAGAGAGAGACUAGCUUUGAGGCAGAGCUGACCAACAUGAAAGUAUCUUUAGAAACUAGAUUGGAAACAUUAGAAAAUGAAAGAGACCAGAACAUCAGUGCUCUCAAUGCUGAGUUACUGAAAAAGACAGCAGAGGUGGAUGAAAUCAGAGAAAAACUUGAAUCUGGGCAAAGAGAGAAGGAAGAAAUGCUGGAGAAAAUUAAAGGGAGAGAGAGUACCUUUGAGGCAGAGCUGAUCAACUUGAAAGUAUCUCUAGGAACUAGAUUAGAAACUUCAGAAAAUGAAAGAGACCAGAACAUCAGUUCUCUCAAUGCUGAGUUACUGAAAAAGACAGCAGAGUUGAAUGAGAUGAGAGCAAAGUUUGAAUCUGAGGAAAGAGAGAAGAACGAAAUGCUGGAGAGAAUGAAAGAGAGAGAGACUAGCUUUGAGGCAGAGCUGACCAACUUGAAAGUAUCUCUAGAAACUAGAUUGGAAACCACAGAAAGUGAAAAAGAGCAGACCAUCAGUGCUCUCAAUGCUGAGUUACUGAAAAAGACCACAGAGUUGGAUGAAUUGAGAGAAAAACUUUCAGCUGAGGAGAGAGAAAGUCUGGAGAUGUUACAAGAGAGACAAAUAAGGUUUGAGACAGAGCUGGCCAACUUGCAAGCCUGUCUGGAAGUCGCUGAGAACCAGAAAGAGGAAAUGACAAAGAAGCUAGAGGUAGAGGUGGCAAGCCGCAUGGAAGAGCUUCAUCAACUUCAGGAGAAGCUCAAUGAAGUGGAGAGAGCAAGGGAAGAAGAAUCUAAGAGUGAAAGAGAUCGCUUAGCACAGAUGCAAAACGAGUUUGAGUCAUUAAGAGAGACACUGGAUGCCAAUAAAGAAGAACAGAAAGCAGGACUGCAAGCCAAGGAUGCACUGGAGAAACUUUGGAGAGGGAUUCAGAUUUUGACAACUGCUGGGGAGGCAGAGGUGGAAAUAUCCAUUCCUACUGACCCUGCACAAUUCUUAGAGGUGUUACCUGCUCUAGAAGCUCGGCUGAACAACCUUACAGACGAACAGCAAGAGAGUCAAGCAUGCAUGUCCCAGAUCACACUUACUCUUCAAUCUCUGCAAGGUCAACUGGAUAAGAGCACAGCUGAGAGAGAGGAAGCAGUUGCUAGGAUACAGGAACUGGAGCAACAACUUCUCACUGUUCAGGUUACUGGUGAGUCAUUAUGUGAUCAUGUGACUGACCUGUCUGUGAGAGAUUUGGACAGGACACACCAGGGCAAAACUAUUCCAGAGGAGGAAAGAGCCGACAGCCCGAGCAGAGAGGACAUCGCUGGGUUGCACGACAACUCUACAGCUCUGUCUGAGGUUCUUGAGGGCACACAAGAGGAAGAGACAACACUUGUGGCAGUUGACACAUCUGUUCUGUCUGUCUCUGCUGGCAAUGAGAGUAGCCCUGAGCUUAUAGCACCCCAGCCUGAGUCUCCUGGAGAAUCAAAGGGUACCUCCUCGGAUGAGAUGGUGACAAGCAGUGACUCAGAGGUGGCUCAUAGUAGCUGGACUCUUCUGGAGGCAGUUAACCAAGAUGGGACUCAAGAGUGGGUGCCCCAAAUUCAGGACUUUGCCUCAUUACGCUUAUCCACACAAUCUUGGGAAGAGACCUGCGAAGAGCAUGUUGCAUCAACUAGCUGCAUAGCUGAAUCACCAUCUUUAGUUAUCCAUGAAACUGUACAGGUACGUCUUGGCCAACAGGAGGGAGGUCUGCUAAAUACAGAUUCAAGCACUGGUCAGGCUUUUGCACAGGUCUUAGCAGAAGAGAUUCAGAAAAGAUAUAGUGAACUUCUGGGAGAGCUUCAGCAGUUGAAAGACACAGCUUUACAAUCACAGGAGAGAGUCUUCCAGCUGGAGGAAGCAUUGAAGUCACUUACAGAUUCCAAAAAUGAGGUUCAGUCCAAGGCAAAUAUAUACGAGAAAGAGCUGAUUGAAGUUAAGGCAUUGUUUGAGCAAGAAAAAAUAGAUAGGCAAAAUGUUGCUGAGCAGUUUGAAAACUUGCAGGAAGAGGUUUUCUCUAAAGAUGACAAGAUGAAAGCCUUACAGGCAAGCCUUGAUGAAGUCCAUCAAAGACUUGUUGAACAAGAAGGACAAGCUAGAAUGCUGGCUGCUCAACUAGAGGACAGAGAGCUCACUUCCUCCGAACUAGAGCAGAAGUUUGUGGACAUGGAGGGCAGGUUAGUGCAUGUCUCUCAGGAGGCUGAUAUGGCAAAAGCUGCUCUCAUUGACAGGACUGCUGAGCUGGAAGGUCUACGAAAGUGUCUUUCACAGAAAGACCAGGAGAUGAUGGAACUCAAUGAAAGCAUGACUGCCAAACUACUCCAGGCUGGAGAGGAAAAGUUUGCAGUAUCCAGUGAAGUCAAAAAGCUAAAAGAGCAAAUACAUGAACUUGAGAGUGUCAGGGAUGACCAGCUGAAACUCAUAGAGGAUAAAACAGCAGAAUGUGAGGAGCUUGUUGCUUUACAAAAGGAGAAUGAUGACUUGAAUACUCAAAUAGCUGCCGUGAAGAAAGAUGGAGAACAGGUCAAGAGAAAGCUGCAGGCAGCUCUUAUACAGCGGAAAGAAUUGAUUAAAAAAGUUGCAGACUUUGAGAAGGAGGCUGAGAGCAGGGAAGAAAAGGAAAGGGAUGGUAAUGAGGAAAUAACACUUCAGUUCAAAAAUGAAAUUAAGGACAAAGAGAAAGAAAUACAGAGACUUGAUGUUUUGUUGCAAGAGACCAGAGAUGACUUAAAUAUAAAAGAAGAGACCUUAAUAAGUCUGAAACAAAAAAUCAGUAACCAAGAUCAUGCAUUGACUGAGUCACGUGCAGAAAUAGAACAUUUGACUGAGCAGUAUGUACAACUAAAUGAACAACAAAUGUCACAGAUGGCUGAGGACAAAAAUAGGCUUCUUUCACAGAUAGCGUCCAUGGAAUCUGACAUUGAAAUAUUGCAUAAAAAGCUUCAGGAAGCUACUGAUGAUCAUGAGGACGCUGUUGUGAAAGCUCAAGAGAAAGAUCGCCAUCAUCUUGAGCAGAUGAAACAACAGAAAGAGUACAGUGACCUUUUUGAACGCCUCCAAACUGAAGAGAGAGAAAAAACUGGGUUGUUGAAUCAUAUUGUGGAGCUUGAGGGUCUGCUAGAAUCAAAGAAUGAUACAAAUAAAGUGGUGAGUGUGAAUGUGGAGAGGAAUGUUGGGUCUGCUACACAAAAUCUAGAGAAACCAGAGACAAAUGAUUGGGUUCAGGAGGACUGGGUGGAUUUUACUUCAGCUGAAACUGAGACACAACAACAUAAACCUGGUGAGCAAUCUCAACAGCCCAUGGUAAAAGAUCAUGAGGACAUUAUAAAUGCUCUCCAGGAGGAAUUAAGAGUUGAGCAGGCUGCUCGUGCAGAAUUUGAGGUGCGCCUACAAGAGAGCCAAUCCUCUCAAUCACUCACUGAUAGCAAAUUCAAAGAGCUUUGCAAAGAACUUGAAGCCUUGAGAGAAAAGGAGAGGCAGAUUGAUGCUCUCACUGAGGAAAUGGAGGCUCUUAGGGAGAAAUGUCAGAGAGCCGAAGCUAAUGCAGAGAAGCUGAAAGCGGAGGUGGAUGAGGCUUGGGAAGCAGCUAAAAGAAGCAUCUCAGAUGCUGAGUCCCCAAUCAAAGCACUUCAGUCAGAAGUGGAAGAAUUUAAGCAAUUUCUUAAAAACAAGACUGAUGAGAUUGUUGAUUUAAGCCAACAGCUUAGUGAACAAAGUUCCCUUUUACUUAAGAUGCAGGAAACUGUACUGGAGAAAGAUCAGAGGAUUGCUUCCCUACAAGAAUGGCUUAAAGCUGAGCAAGAUAAGGUUCAAAAACUGGAAGCAGAAAUGCCACAACGUGAGGAAGACGAGAAGGAUAAUAGUGCCAAACUCCAACAGCUUCAACGCAAACUGCAGGCUGCUCUUGUGUCACGUAAGGCGGCGCUCAAAGAGAAACAGGUGCUAAAGGAGGAACAGACCGCUGCUGAGAAGAUCAGAUUGGAGCUACAACAGAAACUGGAGUUAAUAGAGGUGGAGCUGAACAAGUCAAGAGAAGAGAGGGAGAAGUUAAUUGAAGAGGUGGAUCGAACUUUGUUGGAAAACCAGAGUCUGCAUGCCUCAUGUGAGAGCCUUAAACUUGCCAUGGAGGGUGUUUUGAAUGAGAAGGAUGCAUGUAAACGUCAGGCUGAGAGUGCCAAAGAGGAAUCCAAACAAGUGUGCAGACAGCUGGAAGAAAAGGUGCAAAGUAUGAAAGAAGAGUAUGAAUCCCUCCUCAAGUCAUAUGAAAAUGUAAGUGAUGAGGCUGAACGAGUGAGACGAGUGCUUGAAGCUGCUCGACAAGAGAGGCAGGAGUUAGCAGCCAAGGCACGAGCUCAUGAGGCAGCUAGACAAGAGGCUGAGAGGCUAGCUGAGGAAGCUAUGAAGGAGGUGGAUGUUGUGAAAGAAAAAAUGAGAAAGUUUGCCAAGGUUAAGCAUCAGAAGAUUAUGGAUCUGGAGGAGGAGAAUGAAAGGCUCAGGGAGCAGGAAGAGAAGAAAUUGACCAAACAUACAGAUACUGAGCUGAAACAAGAGCUUGAGACCUUGAAAACAAAUAAUAUUGUUAUGGAUGGAAAGAACUCUUUGGAGCAUGAAGCUGAUGAGUUGAGACAGCGUUUGGCUGAGGACAUUGACAAAAAGGGCAGUGAGAACCUGGACACAUGCUCCGUGGAAACCAUUAAUGAGGUUAAAAUUGUCACACAGCAGAGAAGUCCUGAUUUAAUCGAAAUUCAAGAGUACCAGAGUGAUAGUAUUCCCCCAGAGGCCAAUCCCACUAAGCCAUUGGAAUCCAUUGGUACUGCUCUUGAACAAGAAGUGCAAGCAAAUGUUGAGAUGACUGCUCAAACAGAGGUGAGGCUCAAGGAACUGGAAACCUCUCUCAAAACAGCAGAGAAUAAGAUAAGGGAACUUGAAGCUGCUCUUGAAUAUCACAUUGAAUCCAGAAACAAGCAAGAGUCAACGCUGGGUGCAGAGUUUGCUUCCCUCAAGCAGCAACUUCAGGAGUCUUCAGAAAGAGAGUGGCUCCAGAAGGAAGAGCUCUCUACGAAAGAGACCCAACUGCAAGAACUUUGCACUAGCCUAGAGACUGAAAGGGAUGACCUGGAGGAGCGGUUAAUGAACCAGCUGGCUCAGCUCAAUGGCAGCAUUGCACGCUACCAGCAAGAGGCAUCUGACAGUUGUGAUCGCCUCACAGACAUGCAGAGGGAAUUGGAGAAACUGGAGAGAGAGCGGGCUGAGCUGGAGGCUGAGGUGGCAAGUGAGAGGGACCGGGCAGCCAGGAUGGAAGAGGACAUGAGGCAGGCACAACGAGAGAGAGCAGAGGCAGAGGCUGAGGCAGGCAAACAAAGAGAGCUGGAGCAGAAGUUGAUGUCAGCGCAGAGGUUUAAAGAAGGUAGUCAAAACAGGACACGUCAACUUGAGGAACUGCUGAGGGAGAAGCAAAUGGAAGUUCGUCAGCUACAGAAAGACUGGAUUGAGUACCAGGAAAGAAUAAGUGAACUGAGUAAAGAUGUUAAGUCAUUGACUUUGGAGAGAGAUGAGGUGAGUGCAGAACUUGAGGCAGCACGCUUGGAGAUUGCAAAGAUUAUGCAAGACAGAAAAAGUAUUGCAUCUGAACUUUCAACAUGUAAAGGGAAACUGGACAUGGUGCUGGAAGAAGCAAAGCAGGCCCAAGCAGACAAAAUAGCUGCUGAACAAAUGGCACAGCGCAAAGAGGCCGAGUUGAAGGCAGAUGCGGAGCGUACCCUGGAUGAAGUCAGGUAUCGCCUUGGAGCCGAGCUUAAACAGAUGGAAUUAAGACUGGAGAAGUCUUACCGGGAGCAGGAGAGGGAGGAAGAGGCAACUCUUAAGGCAAGGAGUAUUGCUGAGGCCGCAGACAGGCAUGCCCAGGAAAUGCAGGCACGUCUGGAUGAAGCACUUGCUCGGUUAGCAGCCUUUUCGCGCUCCAUGUCGUCCCUGCAGGAUGACCGUGAUCGAGUGCUGGAUGAGGCCAAGCAAUGGGAGAGUCGUUUUCAUAGCGAGCUACAAGAAAAGGAGGCUGAUGUUCAGGAGGCUGAGACCCGUGCUAAAGAACUUGCUGAGCAACUCCAGAGGGAGACCACCCAAAAAGAGGAGCUGCAGAGUUUAUUGGAAAGAAUGCAAAAGGCGGAAGAGAACCUACAGCUAGAGCUGUCUGAGGCAGAAAAGAAACAUAAUGAAAGCUUUGCAGCUCUUGAGAAAGAAAGAGGGGAUCUGCAGCAGAACCUCGCUCUGGUAGAGACCAACCUGACCCAAACUCGUUCCCAGCUGACUACCCUGGAGACAGAGGCAGAGGGACUACGGCACCGGACCAAAGCUUUAGAAGAAGCAGUAGACAAGCUUCAGAGUGAUGCUAAUGAGGCACGUGCAGUGAUCAAAGAAAGGGAGACAGAAGAAAGGAGACUAUGCUUGAGGCUGGAGCAACUGGAAACAGACCUGGCAUCUUCAAAGAAUCUUACUGACAAUCUUCAGGCAGCAUUGGAUGAGAAGGAGAAGAGGGAAAUGGAGCUCCUUGGUGAGAAGGAGCAAGCUGUGACACAGGCUGUAGAGGAGGCUAGGAAGGAUGCAGAUGGAAGGGCCGAGAUGGCAGAGAAAGAGCUGGAGAAGAAGAGAGAGGAGUUGCGUAGUUUAGAAGAAAGGCUUCGUAAGGCUGAGGAGGACACCUUCCAGAGCAGAGCUCAACUUGAGUCCUUUACCAAGGCUAUGGGCUCCCUGCAGGAUGACAGAGACAGAGUGCUCAGCCAAUACAAGCAGCUAGAGGAAAGACAUCUCCAGGUUAUGAUGGACAAGGACAGUCUGAUCCAAGAGGCUGCAGGUGAAAACAACAGUUUAAAGGAGGAGAUUCGAGCCUUGUUGUCACAGCGGGAUGACCUCAAUGCUGAGAAUGCCAAACUGGCUGCCCAACUUCAUGGCUACAGAAAUGACCUGAACCAGGUUCUUGCUAUGAAGGACUCCCAGCACAAGCAGAUUCUUACUACCCAAGUAGAGCGCAUCAGUUUCCUGGAGAGAGAGAAAGAAGAUCUCAAGAGCCAAAUUCAGGCUCUUGUAAAAGAUGUUGCACAAGGAAAGGUACCUCCAUUGGAGCAGGAGAUCUUGAGCCAAGCCAGUGAAGGGAUUGUUAGAGCCGAUAAGCAAGAUGCACCAGGGGCCGAGGUAGAGAAGCUGAGGGAACAGCUCCAAGCUGCUAGAAAGUGCAUCGCCACCUUGGAGGAGACCUUGGAAUUGGAGAAGGAGACCCAGGCAGUCCACAGCAAAGAGUUGAAGGAGCUGCGCUGGGAAGGUGGUGUUCUGCGCACUGAAGCUGAAACAGCAGAGGAAAGGGUUGCAGAGUUGGCACGGGACCUGUUGAUGAUGGAGCAGCAGCUUCUGGAGGAGAGGGAAGCAGCCUCUCAGCUUCGAGCUCAGAAUCAGUCUUUUGGUCAAGCCAUGACCUCUCUGCAGGAUGCAAGAGAUCAGGCUGUCAAUGAGGCCAAGGAGCUGCGUCUCCGUUUAGAUGAGAUAAACCGAACGGGUCACCCAGCUUCUCCUCCAAGUGGCUCCAAAGGAGAAGUGUGGAGCCUAAAAAAUGCCCUGUCAGCACUGCAAAAUGACAGAGAAAGAAUGUUGGAACAGCUGCACUUGCAGCGGUCUGAAUUGGAUCGACUUGGAUCAGGUGAACUAUCCAGGCUUACUCAGGCUCUGGAGGAUGAGAGAAGAAGGGCAGGGGAGCAAGAGGAAAAGAUCAUGGCAGAGAUGAGGCAUAGAGAUGCACAGAUGGACAGAUAUAAGCAAGAACUGGAAAUGCUCAGACUUGAGAGGAUGGACUGGCAGGGCCAGGUCGAGCUCUUGAAGCAGCAGACCCUGACCACCCUCUCAGAAAGGGACCAACAGGUUCGCCAGCUUACUGCCAUGCUGGAGGAAGCACAGUCAUCAAAAUUACGGCUUGAGCACACACAAAGACAGGGAAGCCUUGCAGUAGACGCUGCCCCUGGUGGCCCUCUAGAGCACAACGAGGGCUUUAAAGCUGAGUGCAUUGAACUCCAGAGAAGGCUGGAUGAGGAGUCAGAACAGAGACUCAGAGUAGAGGAGCAGCUCAUCGCUGCACAGGAUCAACUCAAAUGCUAUACACAGGGGGAGUGGCAGACAGCAUCUGAAGCCAUGAUGUCAGAGACGGCUGUACUUAUUGAGCCUCCAGAGGGCGCCGUUACACGGACUCGUAGUGGUGGACCUGGGCUACUGCGGAUGCUGCGAGUUGCCUUCUGCUCUCGUCAGCGAACCCCUCUGCUGGUGUCACUCUACCUGCUGACUGUUCACGUGCUGUUGCUGCUAUGCAUGGGAGGAUAUCUGUGAGAGAGAGACAGUUACAUGCUCAUUCACUUAUUAUACAAAACAAAUGGACACAUUAUUUAACACAGGGUCAAUUUACAUUCUUCUAUGAAUAAGUUUCCUUGCUUAAUUACCAAAGUUACAUCUGAUCUGUUUGUGUUCUUUUUUUUUUUUUUUUCAGAGCGUUCUGACAAAAAAUAAUUUCCACCCAGUUUUAAUGGGGCUUGUCCAGACUAGUAACACUAGAGCACUACCCGCACUUCCUCAAGAACAUUAUUAUACCCUUUAAGAAAGCCCAAAUUAAUGAAGGAAUUUUUAAGCGUCUGGAAAAGUAGAUGAAGUUGACAAUGUCAGCAUCUGUCAAUUUAAGGGUCUUUCACAUUGCCUGUCAAAUGCAUAAAGGUAGACAACUUAUUUUGACCACAUUCCAGAUUCCUGUAAUUAGUUUUCUUUCCUGAUAUCUCUAUUUCUGCAAAGUCAUAGCAUUCAGAUGUAAUCUAACGGCGAAGCUGAUACAGAUACUGGAUGCGUCUGCAUGGCAAGACGUCAAAAGUCUUCUAGAAGUGUCCUAGUGUGCUGACUGUUUCCUUUCAUGGCCGACUAGUUUGCCAGCUUGGUGCAAUACUGUCAUUUAUAUUUGUUCAUUUUAAUUGGUGGUUUUUCGGUUUAUUUGUUUGUUUUGUUGGUGUUUAUUUUCUGUAACACACUACACAUCAUGUUCUUUACAUCUGGACUACUAUUGCUUUUAUUCACCCUUAAAGACGUAAAUGAAAUACUUUGAAUUUCUUUAGAUUUUGAUUCUGUUUCAAGUAUAAAACGCUUCAUCAAAUCAUUCAUGUUCUGCUUAUUUCCAGUUUUCUGAGCCAGAACUGGACAUCCUAUUCUCACUUAACUACUGUCACUCUGAUCUGUCUGGGCUAUAUAGGGAUGGUUUAGAUUGUGGUUGAAAUAUUGUCUCUAUUUACAGUGAGAUUUUAAGAACAGCCCAGUGAGUGUUUUAUCUGUAAAGUCUGUAUAAAUGAUCCUUCCUCUCCCUCCUGCUACCCUGUUGUAGGGGCUAUUUUUUGGAAAUAAAGUCUAUUUAUGGGAAGA